GUGAUAUUAUUCAAGGAGAGACAGUUUAUUUUUUAUUUUUUAUGUAACCUCUUUCUUCAUCUUUGACAACGAUCUUAUAGAUAUAGAAAUGAGCACGCAUGGUCUCAAUAUACGUAGGUCGAUAUCAGAGGAUGCAGAGAAACCAAAAGUACAUGUGAAGGACGAGAUCCACAUCUUUGAUGGCAGAAACACACCACAGAAUAUCUCUGUAUAUGGGUUUUUAUUAGGCAUGGUGUGUAGUGCGGGUAUUUGCUUUACCAUGAUGGGCUCCAACAUGCCUCACUUUGGCUUCUUUUUAGCGGCAUUAGCCUUGUUCCAUUUCCUCGAGUAUAUUGCCACAGCUCUGUUCAACCCAGACAAGCUGACCCUCGACUCUUACUUAAUCAACCACAGCCCUCAUUAUCAUGCAGCGCAUGCAGCAGCACUAUUAGAGUUCUUGAUCGAAUACUACUUUUAUCCUGGUUACAAGACAUUUGGGACGAUCAAUUAUAUCGGACUGGUAUUGUUGGUGGUAGGUCAAGCAUGUCGUACGAUAGCCAUGUUUUCUGCCCGACAUAAUUUCAGUCAUCAUAUUGCAGAUUACAAGGAAAGGGAUCAUGUUCUUGUUCAACAUGGUAUCUACAGCUUGAUGAGACAUCCUUCUUAUUUUGGGUUUUAUUGGUGGGCCAUUGGUGUGCAAGUCUUAUUGAUGAAUCCAUUGUGUUUAAUCUUGUUUGUGUAUUGGCUUCAUCAAUUCUUUUCGGAACGUAUUGCCUAUGAAGAACAUACCUUGCAUCGGUUCUUUGGUCAGGCUUGGGUGGAUUACAAGGCAAGAACACCUACUUUAAUGCCAUUCAUAUAA
Messenger RNA from Mucor mucedo, 841 nucleotides. Its product is annotated as farnesyl cysteine-carboxyl methyltransferase, mediates the carboxyl methylation step during C-termin. The coding region runs from base 89 to 841 and encodes 250 amino acids. Gene Ontology annotation, biological process: C-terminal protein methylation. The transcript has 2 exons. Gene Ontology annotation, molecular function: protein C-terminal S-isoprenylcysteine carboxyl O-methyltransferase activity. The record is from RefSeq and is a predicted model, not a curated record. NCBI's taxonomy places the organism in Eukaryota, Fungi, Mucoromycota, Mucoromycetes, Mucorales, Mucoraceae. Gene Ontology annotation, cellular component: endoplasmic reticulum; membrane.